AUGGCGGCGCUGGGGAGGGAGCCCCUUACUUCCUGUCCGGACCGGAAGUGUGUCCGGUUGCCAUGGUGGCGACGCUGGGGCCUAGCGGGAGAGGCGAGCCCCGAGGGAAGGCCCGGCUUAGGAGCGCGGUGGGGGGGCAGAGUGAGUGAGCGAGAGACCGGGAAGCGGCGGGAGACGGGGCGGGGGUCUCCCGGGAGGGGGGGGGAAGAGACUGAGCUCCCCCCAACCCGCUCCCCCCCCCCACGGAAAGGGGGACCCAUGAGUCACGUGACAUGGCCAUGGGGGGCAUUGGGACAAGUGGCCUGAGAGGGGCCAGUUUUUUUUGGGGGGGGGAGUAAGGCGAGGUGUCUAUUUCGGGGUGGGGGUGAACGGGGGGAAGUUUUGCCUCUUGGCAAAGUGGGUGGGGGGCGUUGGGUUGGGGGGGCAGGAGGAGGGGCGGGAAGGGGCUCAGGAUGGAGGCGAGAGGGUCUCCUUUUCGUUUUUAUUAGUAAUAUCCAAGGCAGCACAAUGACCAAGUACAACAAUGCAAUAUCCAUAUACAGUGGUACCUCGGGUUACAGACGCUUCAGGUUACAAACGCUUCAGGUUACAGACUCCACUAACCCAGAAAUCGUGCUUCAGGUUAAGAACUUUGCUUCAGGAUGAGAACAGAAAUCGUGCUCAGGAUGUGCAGCGGCAGCAGGAGGCCCCAUUAGCUAAAGUGGUGCUUCAGGUUAAGAACAGUUUCAGGUUAAGAACGGACCUCCAGAAUGAAUUAAGUACGUAACCAGAGGUACCACUGUACUAAGAGCCCAUGGUCCUUUUCGCAUGUUCUGCUAGUAAGGCAGAUGUCCCCAAUCUUAUACAGUGGUACCUCGGGUUACAUACGCUUCAGGUUACAGACUCCGCUAACCCAGAAAUAGUGCUUCAGGUUAAGAACUUUGCUUCAGGAUGAGAACAGAAAUCGUGCUCCGGCGGCGCAGCAGCAGCAGGAGGCCCCAUUAGCUAAAGUGGUGCUUCAGGUUAAGAACAGUUUCUGGUUAAGAACGGACCUCCGGAAUGAAUUAAGUACUUAACCUGAGGUACCACUGUAAACUCAAGCUGGAAUUAAGAUUGCCGGAAGAAAUAUCAACAACCUCAGAUAUGCAGAUGACGCAUCCUUGAUGGCAGAAAGUGAAGAGGAAUUAAAGAACCUUUUAAUGAGGGUGAAAGAGGAGAGCGCAAAAUAUGGUCUGAAGCUCAACAUCAAAAAAACGAAGAUCAUGGCCACUGGGCCCAUCACCUCCUGGCAAACAGAAGGGGAAGAAAUGGAGGCAGUGAGAGAUUCUUGGGCUCCAUGAUCACUGCAGAUGGUGACAGCAGUCCCGAAAUUAAAAGACGCCUGCUUCUUGGGAGAAAAGCAAUGACAAACCUAGACAGCAUCUUAAAAAGCAGAGACAUCACCUUGCCGACAAAGGUCCGUAUAGUUCAAGCUCUGGUUUUCACAGUAGUGAAGUAUGGAAGUGAGAGCUGGACCAUAAAGAAGGCUGAUCGCCGAAGAAUGGAUGCUUUUGAAUUGUGGUGCUGGAGGAGAGUCCCAUGGACUGCAAGAAGAUCAAACCUCUCCAUUCUGAAGGAAAUCAGCCCUGAGUGCUCCCUGGAAGGACAGAUCCUGAAGGUGAGGCUCCAAGACUUUGGCCACCUCAUGAGAAGAGAAGACUCCCUGGAAAAGACCCUGAUGUUGGGAAAGAUGGAGGGCGCAAGGAGAAGGGGACGACAGAGGACGAGAUGGUGGGACAGUGUUCUCGAAGCUACCAGCAUGAGUCUGACCAAACUGCGGGAGGCAGUGGAAGACAGGAGUGCCUGACGUGCUCUGGUCCAGGGGGUCAUGAAGAGGCGGACACGACUAAACGACUAAACAACAACAACAUAGUCUAUACGGAACAUUGAACAAUAUGAGAAACCAUAUGUGCACUCUUGAUGGAUUCUCUUGAAAGAAGCAAUGGGUCUUUCAGAGACUGGCAUAGUCUAUAAAGACUUUCAGAGACUUAUAAGACUUAUGUUCAUUUGGUUCUAAGUUUUCAAGGGAAUCCAUCAAGAGUGCACAUUUAGUGACUUUCAGAGAUCAAUAAGAUUUCUGUUUAUUUGUUUUCUCAUGUUAUUCAAUGUUCCGUAUAGACUAUAUAAAGAAUUUAUAUAGAUAUUGCAUUGUUGUACUUGGUCAUCGUGUUGCCUUGGAUAUUAGUGAUAAUUGUUUGCAACACAGGGCUUUAAUUGUUUGGUUACUUUUCGUUUUUAUUAUGCAUUUUGUGCUUUUAUGUCGUGAGCCACCCUGAGACCUGCGGGUAUAGGGCGGCAUGCAAGUUUAAAUUAUCAUCAUGAGUGCUAUUUUCCCAGAAAAAGAGGGGCCCAUGGAGCUCCUUCUGAAGAUGGGAGGGGUACAAAUAAUAAAUUAUUAUAUUAUUAUAAAUUGUUCCCUGGCUCUCUCACAAUGAAGUCACCUGAGAGGAGCCGGAGGCUGAUAAAGAGCCCUGGGAAUAAUGAUAAUUAUUAUUAUUCAUUACGGAGAGGAAGUGGCUGAGGAGAAGGUUGUCCGUCUCUCCUGUUACAGUGGUCCCUUGGUUCUCAAACGCCUUGGGACUCAAACAACUUGGAACCCAAACACUGCAAACCCGGAAGGAAGUGUUCCAGUUUGUGAACUUUUUUUGGAAGUUGAAUGUGCUCUGUUUUGAGUAUUACAUUUGCAUUUUGAGUGUUACCCUGAGGUCUGUAAGGUUUUGCUAUUUAUUUUGUGUUUUUGUUUUUGUGGGUCUUUCUGUUUUGUUUUUGUGACUGUGUGGAACCCAGUUCAACCACUGAUUGAUAGAUUGAUUGAUAGUGUGACCGCAGUACAUUGAUUAUUUCUUUCAUUUUAUGGAUCAACGGUCUCGUUAGAUAGUAAAAUUCAUGUUAAAUUGCUGUUUUAGGGUUCUGCUUUUUUAAAAAAAGUCUGGAACGGAUUAAUCCAUUUUGCAUUGCUUUCUAUGGGAAAGCACGCCUUGGUUUCGGAACGCUUUGGUUUUGGAACAGACUUCCGGAACGGAAUAAGUUUGGGAACCAAGGUACCACUGUAUUAGUAUUUGGGGGUCUGCCUAUGGGGCCAGCUGGGAGAAAAAGAGGGCUGGUUCACACAGCACAUGGUCAACUUUGGGGGCUGCCUUUGAAAUGGAGUCAUACACCUGCGUGGAGGAAGAGGAGGGGUCUACCUGUGGCUCAUGGCGGCUAGCAAACAGAGCCUCCAUAAACCUCAGAAGUCUCUGAGUGGCGGCCAUGCACAUGUCUUGAGGAGGGAGGGAGAGGGCUUCCUCCUUGUUGCCUUGCUUGUGGGUUUCCCAGAGGCAUCUGGUCGGACCCUGGAGGAAGUGGGACCCUGGACCAGAGAUGCCCCCCCCCCCCACCUGAUCAGGCAGGCUUUUGCUAAGCGGAGAGGAAGCGCCGUUGUAGCUCACGCUCUGCGUACAAAAGUUCUCCCGUUCAGUCCCUGCCGUCUCCAGGGAGUGCUGGGGAAAAAACUGCAUGAAACCCUGGGGAGUCUAUGCGCUGCUGUCGGGCUGAGCUAGAGACACUAACCGGUAACCUGGAAUGGUAAGGGAACUGGACGCUGCCUAUGCUUUAUGUGGUAGUGAAUGGUGGGGUGGGUCCCCCGCUUGGUCAUGAAGGCCAGCCCAGCGAAAGUUGCUUGCAGGAUGGAUAUUUUUGGAGGUGCUAAAACAGAUAGGGGGUAAACUGGGCAGGAUGUCUUGGGAGAAGUGGCAAUAUUGCAGAGGAUGCUGGUACUUCCAAACUGUCUUGUACAAUUGCUUGGAGUGAUAACGCACGUGGAAAAGGUUCCUGCUUAUGCAGCAGGUGUGGCUGAGUUGCGCGAGGGCCGAGGUGCAUGAAAGCAGUGAGGGAAAGGGUGUGCGUGGCUCCUCUAUUUGACGUCUGUUUGCCCUGCAGCAGGUGUGCGAUGGACGAGCAAGCGCAGGGCCCACUUGCAGAGCAACCACCAAUAGGCAUUGCUUUGUUGCUACGUUGGCAAGCAAGGAGAACUUACUGGCAGGGCUGGGCAAAGAGAGGUGAGCAAGGGUGAUCAUUGUUUGACUUCUCUUCUGUUGGUGGCAGGGGGUGUAGGUGCUUCGCUUUGCACAGAACUCCAUGCUUAAAUAGAAGCUCUCUGUAAUUCCAAAUGACGCAUCUUUUGACCAAGUGGGUGUUGUAAGAAAUCUCUUUGUCUGUUUUGUGACCUUGAAUAAAUAAAGCAUAUUUUAUUUUUUACUUUUCAGCUAAGAUUGAUUCUCAAAGUAUAUUCCAUCACUAGGAAUAUAUGAGUGUGUGUGUUGUUGUUGUUAUUUAUUUUAUUUGUUAGUCUUUCUCACAAAAGUAACUAAGCAACUUUCAUUUUAAACAUGGCACUCUUUUUUUCUCUGGUUGGUGCAGGGAGAAAAUGGCUGCAUCUGUGUCUCCUUUAAGGCUAAGUGCAAUGAGUACUUAAUAGGUUGAGUUAAACUAGUUUGCUGAGGGCCUGUUUCAAGUGCUGAUGCUGGGAAGAUCCGUUUUCUGAAAUGGACGCUUGGCUCUCAAGAUCCAACAGCAUUCCUGCUUAUAUGUAAUAUGAACAGCUAUUCACAUUAUAAAUACCUUCCAAGAAAGAUUUCUCUGAAUCUCUCUCUUACCUGCCUACUUGCCAUUUUCCUUAUCCUAUCUAGGUGAGGCGUCUACUACACCUCGUUUGGGGCUUGAUAGUCCUCUUUCCAGUCCUUUUCCUAGUUUUCCCCCACUGAAAAAUCCAAGAGCACCACUUGAUUUAAGAAUUGUUUUCUUGUGUAAGGCAUAUAGCAGGGCACGGACAACAAUGAGCCAGCUACACACAAACUUACCAUCAUAAAUGAACUCUCCUUGGACAUUCAGAUACAGAUUGCGUUCAAGUAGGAAACCAUUGCUUGUCCUGGGAAGAAUGUGUGCUGCGCUGCAGUUCAUGCUCCUGUGCUCUUUGCGAAGGGGGUGGCACUAAAACGUCAGAUCAUAAUUCAGAAUAAAUCAGUUUCGUAUUUCAUCUGAAUAUAUUACCGGGAACUGUGGGUUGAGCUUGUGGUUUGUUAACUCACUAUGGUUUGUACAAAACCACAAUUUCCCAUCUUUGGACAAAGCAGGAAAUUCUGGUUCAUUUCAAACCGCAACCUGGACCUUUAAAUCUCUUCCUCUUGUGCAGGGAGAGUGGGGUGUGCUCAGUUGUUUGGCUUGUCACCCUGAUUGAGAAUUAUAAUGUGAAUAAUAAUUCCACACUUGGAUUUCCAUAGCAGCUAAGCUUUCUGGUUAAGAUGUGCUCAUAAAGUGUAAAACAGAUUGGUGCACAGGUUAUUUCUGGCUAGGACCUUUAUUUAUUUUGUGAGGAGUUGUUAUUGUUAUAUUUAAUUACAUUUCUAUUCCGCCCUUCAUCCAGGUACCACAGGGCGGUUUACAAUAUAGAAAUACAAAAAUACAUCGUGUAAUAACCAUUACAACAAAACUGCCUUUUAGUGAAAAUACGUUUACAGAAGGUCUAAGAUCAGUCUUACAGAUUUUAGAAUCUGUUCCGAUUAACAGCCAGAAGCAAAAUUAGUGCUCUUCACCCAAUGCAAACCCCAUGGAGAAAGAGGCAAGCAUUUUAAAUCUUGCUUCAUCCUUGGAACCAGAGUGGUGGAAGCAGAGGCUUGAGCUUAACAGCACACACCCCCUUUUAUAAAAUGAAAAUCCCAACAAUCAGCUGUUUUAUAGGAAAGAAGGCUAAUCAGUGAGAUUUUAACUUUUUCAAAAGAGCUGUUAUCCCCUUGGUGCUUUCUGUAUAGGAGGGAAGGUGUUAAUUCAAGUAAAUAGAUUACGUCUGUUGUUUAAAUUUCCGCAGUGAUUUUCAGGAAGGGCUUACAGCUCAGCAUUCCUCCUGCCUUUGAAAAUGCACCCUCUCCCUAAAACGGCCAACCAUUUACUAGCUCUGUUUGCAUGCCUGGUGAGGAGGCGGUGAACAAAGAUGAUUUUUUCCCUUCCUUUCACAUAACAAUAGAACUCGAGGUCACCCAAUGACACAGGCACUAGAUACAGGACAAAAAAAAAAAAGGUUCUUCUUAAUGCAGAACUUAAUCCUCAACUUUGUGCCCUCUGGGCGUCUUGGAACUACAGCUCCCAUCAUCCCCAGGCAUCAAGGCUGUUGGUGGGGCAACAGCAGGAGUGUGCUGUUUAUUGCCUUCGUGCCCUGCCUUGUGAGCUUCCUGGGAAACGGGAUGCAGGUGAACUUUGGUCUGGACCAGGGCUGUGGGUGCUUGUAACUGCUACUCAGCCAACCAACUCAUGCAAACAGCCCUGUGACGGCCAGGCUUUGCAGCAGCAACACUUUUGGAUUUUGGUUUCUGGAAACCACAAGAGCCCCUGCGACUGAGCAGACGGGGUGAGUCGGGGGAAACAGCAGCAUUUCACCCACCCCCGACACUCGAUUGCCACAGCCACCACCUCAACACAGCUGUUGCCGGUUCUUUACUAAAUCCCAACCAUGGGAAGGCCCCUAAAAACCUCAAGAGGAUCCAGGUUUUUAGAUGCUUCUGUAAAUUGUGACAUUCCCUUUCCCCGAAUAAAAAGGUACUGCUGGGGGCUGCCUUCUUCAAGUGCUUUUUUUUUUUUUUUUUAAGAUUAUACGCUGCACAGAAUCCACGGAGCUCCUUGACUCUCCUGCCUGCCUCUUUCCGGCUGGGUUGGCAGCGCCCGGCCGUGCCCUCUCUGUAAAUCACUGUCUUGUAAGCCUGACGGCAAUUGCUAGGUGUCGCACUGAGCAACAGCUUCCUGCUCUGCUUCUCUCUGUGUGUAAAUAUUUCAUAUGUCAGCAGUCCUCCUACUCUGGCCUAGUUUUUUGGCUGAGUGCCUCCUGUUUCCAGGUACGCUUUGCAUUCCUAGUUCGGAGGCUGGUGUUCCCAGGGGGCCACUCCCUCCAGCCUGCAGCCUUACAAGUGGGUGCCACCCACCUGCUCCUGUGGAGCGAGAAAGUGGUGCCGAGCUGCUCUCCAAAGGCUCACCGGAGUCUGCCUGCUCUGUCCGGGAGAGCUCCCUUGGUCUGAUCAGCAGGAGCCGGACCACCCCGCCGCCUGCACAACGGGGGGCAGGUAAAAUACUUACUGGGAAUGUUCAUAGGCAGCUCUUGGUGUGUUGUUGUAGGACGGGGGGGGGGGGGGGGGACGAGGACAGAGACAUCUUGGCUUGACCUGCCUUUUGUUGCAUAGCACACACUGCGCUUUUAUCUCUGCUGCCUCCUCGAAAGACUCCUGCACAACGCUCCACAUCAAAAGAAGUUGAUCCAGGAACCAAAUUAUAAUUUCCUGUUUCAGAUCUUGUAAUCUUCAGGCACUUUGACAGAAGUGAGCUCUCAGCCAUUUUUUCCCCAAAAGCUGAGCAGAGCCUCACAGAUGCCACCCCCAAAUCCCUGCCUCCCUGUGCUGUUUUCUUAAGUCACUGAAAUUAGAGAGGAGAGUGAUUGGCCUCCUGUGUGCGUCCCCUGCCUGUGCGCAUGGGCACACUGUCUUUCUUGCCUGCUCCCAUGCUCCUCUCUCGCCCAGUUUCCUCCUGCUUUCUCUUCCGUAACACCUUCAGGGGCAUUUCCAAGGAUCCUUGACUUUUGCUGGUUUGAGUUGCCCUUGAUCUUCUCAGUUUAAAGUUUAGAUUUGUGGGGCUGGAAGCUAUCUCUGAGUGAAGGGGAGAACGUAACUGGGCAGUGUGCUUGGUUGCUCAGCAGAUCUUGACAUUUGGAAGCAUUGCCUAACGUUCCACCUGUUGAAACUUCCCUCAGGUGGGCUGGAGGGUGUGGGUCUAGUUUAUAUAUCCGGGUUUCUAACUCUUACCUAUCUUGAAUUUUCUGUGAUUCAGCUUCAUUGAAUGGCCUGAAUUGAGUUCCAGUACUAUAGAAGAGGGAGAAAACCUCCCUGUCUGGGUGUGCGGUGGACGGCUGUGUCCACUGUGUGUCCAGAGGUGCAUGUUUCCCAUCUUGCAGGAAGUGACUCUGGUGAGCCUGUACAGAGGGCUUUCUGUGUCAAUUCCCCGUCCUGUUGAUCCUCCACCUGCAUCUUCUCUCUUUUUUAUUUUUGAAUAUUUUUUAUUAGGAAUUUCAACAUAACAUUUUAUCAAAAAUACAUCAUCCUCACCCCCCCAUUUUUUCCCUUCCCCCUCCCCCAAAAAGAAAACCCACCCUCCCACCCCACCCCCGGACUUCUCUCACCUCCUCUCUCUGGUUUUUCAGCACAUGUUAUUCUCUGCAUGUUGUAAAAUUGUAAAUAUCCUUAAUUUAUCAAUCUAUAUAUUACCAAUUAAAGGUUUGUGAAUGUUUGUUCAAAACCUGCCAAGGAGUCCAGUUCAUUUUGUUGUUUCUUUAAGUACUUUGUAAAAGGUUCCCAUUCUUUUUUAAAGUCACAGUUGUCCUUAUCACGUAGUUUGUGUGUCAAAUUCGCCAGUUCCACUUAAUCCAUCAGUUUCUCUUGCCACAGUUCUUUGGUCGGUGUUUCCUCAUUCUUCCAUCCUUGUGCUAUUAAGACUCUUGCCGCCGUUGUCACAUACAUGAAUAUGUUCUUCAGUUUCCUUGGCAGGUCUUUCCCUAACAAAAAUGCUUCAGGCUUUUUUACAAAUGUUAAUUGGAACAUUUUCUUCAACUCAUUGUAUAUCAUUUCCCAGAAUUUUUUAAUUUUGCUACAAUCCCACCACAUAUGGUAAAAGGUCCCUUCUUUUUCCUUACAUUUCCAACACACAUUUGAACCAGUUUUAUACAUUCUUCCUAUCUGCACUGGUGUUAUAUACCAUCCAUGUAUCGUUUUCAUGUAAUUUUCUUUCAGCAAAGAGCAAUCUGUAAAUUUUAAAUCAUUUUUGCACAAUCUUUCCAAAUCUUCAAACAUUAUAUUGUGACCUAUAUCUUGUGCCCAUUUAAUCAUAACGGAUUCACCUCUUCAUCUUUUGUUUCUCCACCUGCAUCUUCUCCAUUCAGACAUGCUGUCUCCCUCCAAGUUCCCCACCUGCCUCUCUUCCUGCCUUUGCCAUAGCAGGGCCUAUCAGCUUGUGGCGCUCUGUAAGUAAGCAGGGCACUCGGCCCUUCUGGCUCCCAUGACCUUUCUUUCUAUGAUCUCCUGCAGAGCUAUGGCAGCCCAGAGUCAGGCGGGUGUGUGAUUCGAGGGGUUAUGAGAACAGCACACUCUGUGCUCCUUGAGCAGCCAGUGUCUUGAAUGACACCUUGUUCUUGCAAGCUGCAAGGCGUGGCAGGGAUUCCUCUCCACCCAUGGCUGAGAUUGGAUUUGAUCCCAGAUCUAGCGCUUCACUGAACCACGCUGGGUUUUUUAAAAAAAAGGCUCCCAAGUUGCUCAGUGUGCCACGCAUACUUCUCCUCUCGUCUUAUCUUCCACAUCAAACCUGUUGAGACUGCACAGCUUAAGGUCAGCUUUUGUAGGUGGAGAUCUGAACCCGGGUCUCUCCACUUCUGGCCAGACGCUCUAGCCCUGCCUUUGCCAAGCUUGUGAUUCCUGCAUUGCAGGGGGUUGGACUAGAUGACCCAUGGGGUCCCUUCCAACUCUACAAUCUGUGAUUCUGUGGUGCCCUCCAGUUGUGUGUUGCCAGUUUGGCAAAGGUGCUCCCUGAAUGCCCAGCACUUGGCACACAGCUAUUUAACAUCUGGGCAAACUGCUCCAGGACAGAGCAGAAGCCAGGGGCUUGGGGGUGGUGCCUUUUGGCUCUCCUGUUCCUUAUGACUGUCCUUGGCUUGACCAGUGGUGUCCAAACUUUUUUCAAAGAGGGCCAGAUUUGAUGAAGUGAAGGGCUGUGAGGGCCGACCAGAGGACCAACCAAAGUUGUUGAGCUUUUUUUACGAUUGAAGUUGUCGAGGGUUUUAAAGGAUUUUACUCCAGGAAAUAAACUGCCAUACGGCCGGAUUAAACUGACCAGCGGGCUGGAUUAGGCCCCAAAAUGGACUUUGGACGUGCCUGGUUCUGUAACUGCUGCCUCCCAAGUUGAUUUUGCUGCAUUUGCAGCACCAAAAUGGCCUUGCCGGGGCUCAACCCUGGCCAGUGUGUCUGGAGGUCUUGGGCUGCCUAGACGACAAGACCCCCCUCUCAGCCUCACUGAUGUGGUCCAAAGGAAAUCAGAGCAAGAUGUUUGGCACCAGCUUGGCUGCAGGAGUUUCUGGAAGGAGGCGUACAAGCCGCCAUUCAACUAUUUAGGAGCUCCACUCCAAAUUUGUGUAGGCAUUAUUCCUUAGUGUUCUUUUCUCCCAGAGAUGUUCUGCAAGGCAGCGGGUACAGAUGGUUCCUCGGGGAUUAUUCCCAAAGCCUUCCUCGUAAAUGAGUAUAGGUGCAAGGCGGUGGAGGUUUAUCACCAGAGUUUUCCAUCUGCAGGAUGGGCUGCCUUCCUAGGUUAACAAACCCCACCUGCCGCCCCCUUCAUGUCCCUCUACAGCAGGUACAGAAGCUGCCUUCUUGACCAUUGGGCCCACUGUUGAUCUUGUCCGCUCAAUCCGUCAGAACCUGUCUUUGCAAACAGCAGAAAUCCCUAACUCAUACAAGGUUUGAGACCCAUCGGCUACUCUCACCUGGUUAAGCCAGCCAGUCGAAGCCGUUUCCCUGUGUGUGGCUCCUGUCGCCUGCUGACAGCUUCUGGGAGCCACAGGUGAGAGCUGAGUGCAGGAUGGGGACUAUCCCAGAAGGAGCACAACGUUUCCCCCACCAGAAAUAACUUUGACCAGGUAACUGCCCAAGGAGAAGGGACAGGUUUUUGGGUUUUUUUGACAGCAGCCAGUCUUGAAGAUGCAUGUGUGGAGGAGCUGAGCUGUCGAGAGAGUGACUCUUUGCUGUGGGCGAGGCAAAUGUGAACUCCGUGUGAAGCUGCCGGUUUUGUUUGGUUCAGGUCAAGUCUUUAUGGUAUAACCAGUUAGGUCAGGCUUCCUCAAACUCAGCCCUUCAGAUGUUUUGAGACGGCAGUUCCCAUCAUCCCGGACCACUGGUCCUGCUAGAUAGGGAUCAUGGGAGUUGUAGGCCAAAAACAUCUGGAGGGCCGAGGUUGAGGAAGCCUGAAUUAGGUUUUUACGAGAUAGGCGGUUUUAUUAGACCUGGUAAUAAAAGUGUUCUCUGCUUAGUGAUUAGUGUUGAUGAGUAAAUGACAGUGCAGAGGAGCAAGUGCCCACCAGCUAUCUCUGGAGCGGGCGGGGAGGGAACUCUUUGUCUCCUUCAGGAAGACGGGCAGGUUCAUGGGGACAAAUCCAGCCUAGUCCUUUGAGUGCAGGGGAGGCCACAGCUUCUUGCGUUGCAAAAUGGUCUGUCUCUCUCCAGUGGUGGGGUGCAGUGCAUGCCGAGAACUGCUGUAGGGCUUGCUCAGACCACACCUGGUUCUGGGCACCACAAUUUAAGAAGGAUGUUGACAAGUUGGAAGGUGUGCAGAGGAGGGCCACCAAGAUUCUGUUGUUAUUUAGUCGUUUAGUUGUGUCCGACUCUUCGUGACCUCAUGGACCAGAGCACGCCAGGCACUCCUGUCUUCCACUGCCUCCCGCAGUUUGGUCAAACUCAUGCUGGUCGCUUCGAGAACACUGUCCCACCAUCUCGUCCUCUGUCGUCCCCUUCUCCUUGUGGCCACCAUCUUUCCCAACAUCAGGGUCUUUUCCAGGGAGUCUUCUCUUCUCAUGAGGUGGCCAGAGUAUUGGAGUCUCAGCUUCAGGAUCUGUCCUUCCAGUGAGCACUCAGGGCUGGUUUCCUUCAGAAUGGAGAGGUUGGAUCUUCUUGCAGUCCAUGGGACUCUCAAGAGGCUCCUCCAGCACCAUAAUUCAAAAGCAUCCAUUCUUCGGCAAUCAGCCUUCUUGAUGGUCCAGCUCUCACUUCCAUACAUCACAUCUGGGAAAACCAUAGCUUUAACUAUACGGGCCUUUGUCGGCAAGGUGAUGUCUCUGCUUUUUAAGAUGCUGUCUAGGUUGGAAGGCCAGCUGUCAUGGAUGCUUUAGCUGAGAUUCCUGCAUUGCAGGGGGUUGGACUAGAUGACCCUCACAGACCCUUCCACUCGAAGAUUCUGUGAUUCUCCUAGGAGAGAAGAUGCUGGCUCCCCUGCAGAGGACCGGUCUUAGUUGAGCAAUGCUUCUGCCUUUGUUUGGAUGUCCUUGAGUGAAAGUUGCAUGGUGGAAGCCUUGCCUGAUGAAUUUCUCCCAGGCGUGACGCAACAUUCUUUGCAUUCCUUAUUCUGGGAAGACUCUGGGGAGUUCCUGCCUUCCUGUUCCUCGCCCCAGGCAGUUUACGUGGCUGCUCAGGCGUUGCAUGUGGUUGGGAUGCUGCGUUCUGUGAAGCAGAUGUGUUGACGGACUGGCCCCAUGGUGGGGAACGAAUGCGAGUGGCGCAAUAUUUUUUUGCCACUGCUAGUCUUGUUAUAUAACCAGCGGAGCGCCUGUGUGUUGCUAAACCAGAAGCGAUUGUGCACCUGCAAAGGUUUCUUCCUCAAUUUCAGGCUAGGCAAGGGGAUCACAUUGCAAAUAAAAUCCUAUAUGGAGAUUAAUUAUACUGUCUCAGAACCUUUGGUACUAGGAGAAAAGGAACACUUGUAAAAGUUUUUUUUUUUAACUCCUUAUAGAAUCGUAGAGUUGGAAUGGACUCAGGUCAGUGAGCUUCCUUGUUUGUAGCCUUCUUUUUUCAAAAUUGAAUUUGUAUUACAUACAAAAACAUAUAGACCUUGAAAAAACAAGUAAGUAACAAAAGGGGGGCGGGAAGUAAUUCAGAAUUGCAGAAUGAAAUAAAAGCUACUGGUAUACAAAUUACAACAGCAUACCAAGUUACAAUCACACUUCACUGGCUACCGGGUGAUGUUUAAAUACCCCAACCAUAAUAAGAGCUGUUUGACAGUGGAAGGGGAAGUGUCAGCUGCAACCGUGGCAUUAUCAGAACUACGCUCUAACCAUCUGAGCUAUCACGAAAGCACAAAACGGUACAGGAUCCUUCCGUCCUGCCUGUCCACCCAAUGCAUUCUGACAGUUCCGGGGACGCAAUUCGCUGCUUUGCAGCUUCUCUUCCAUAAACAUUUGCUGACGAUUAUAUUGCAUGAUUCAGUUGCUACUUAUGGAGAGGUCCAGAGAACUCUGCAGCUAGCAGGUGAUAUCUAAGACCUCAAAAUUCCUAUCACACAGGACGCUGAGCAAGGUUAGCGUACGUCACCCUCUGACCUCCAGCCCCCCUGGGCUCCUUCUCCUACCUGUCCUGCAGCACCUAAACGGUUGUGCUGGCCUUGUCACGGGAGAUAACAAGAUAAGGGCUCCAAGAACUUUAGACGUGGAUAUUGCUUUUUAUCCGUGGGUAAUGGAUUGGAGGGAAGUUCUCCUGCUUCAGCCCCUGGGUGCAAAGUGCAAGGCAGGCGGCCUUUUCUUCCUCUACUUCUCCCCUCCCCCUGCUUAGCUGAUAUGGGUGACAGGAGGCCUCAUUUAACGCACAUUUACAUUGCCAAGGGAAGCAGGGGACAUCCCCUGGCCUCUGUUCUUCCGGAAGGCAACCGUGUUUUUCAUUUGUUUUACUAGUGCAUAUUUAUUGCACUUAUCCCCAAGUUGCUGAAGGCAGCAUGCAUUUAAACGGCCUCGGUCCAGUAUCCCUGGAGGAGCAUCUCCACCCGCAUCGUUCUGCCCGGACACUGAGGUCCAGCGCCGAGGGCCUUCUGGCGGUUCCCUCCCUGCGAGAAGCCAAGUUACAGGGAACCAGUCAGAGGGCCUUCUUGGUGGUGGCCCUGUGGAACGCUCUCCCACCAGAUGUCAAAGAAGAACUACUUCCAGACUUUUAUAAGACAUCUGAAGGCAGCCCUGUUCAGGGAAGCUUUUAAUGUUUAACAGAUUACUGUAUUUUAAUGCUUUGUUGGAAGCCGCCCAGAGUGGCUGGGGAAACUCAGCCAGAUGGGCAGGGUAUAAAUAAUAAUUUAUUAUUAUUAUUAUUAUUAUUAUUAUUAAUCUCUUCCCCACAGCAGCCCUGUAGGGUAGGUUAGGCCGAGAGGCAGGGACUGGCCCAAGGACACCCAGUGAGCUUUAUGGCUUAGUAGAGAUUUGAACCCUGGUCUCAUAGGUUUAUUCCUUCCUGCUCUAUUCAUUUAUCUUCCUGCUCUAUUUACCUGGUCUCAUAGGUCUAUUCCUUCCUGCUCUAUUCCUUCCUGCUUUGUUUGAACAGUGCUGGGGGGUGUCGUCGGUGUGCAUCCCAGGGUCAGUCCAUUGCGUUGCUUCCCAAUGAGGAAUUUUGGGGGGUUCUGGGAAGGAAGACUGCUCUGCUAGGUUGCAGGUGGCAGAAAAGGGGGGGAGAGAAGUUGCUGAAUGCAAGAGGCUUUGCUGGGGCGGGGCAGGGAGAGGGAGAGAAGAGAAAGAGGCUUUGAGCGGCCAGUGCCAAAACCCCAAGUAAUUUGCUUAAACUUUGAUUGUAGGUUAAUCCUGGAUUAAGGCAGGGCAGCGCCAGCGCCGUGUGAGGUGGGAAGCAGCAGGGUGAGCUGGGCACCUCUUUGCUCUGUCGUCCUCAUGCCUCUUUCUGAUUGGCUUCCUUGUUCCUCCUCUGUUGCAGGACUCCUGGGAGCGCGCUUGGCUGGAAGCUCAGCCCAGUGCCCGAGUGGCAGGCUGUCGGAGGGAGGAGUCUCCAUCGAGGAGCAGGGCUCACUCCUGCCAGCCGGUUCCUUCAGCUGAGCUCCUGAGUAGCUGGAGAGAGCGAGAGGGGGAGAGCUGA
Molecule: messenger RNA, 14678 nt
Organism: Podarcis lilfordi (Lilford's wall lizard)
Lineage: Eukaryota; Metazoa; Chordata; Lepidosauria; Squamata; Lacertidae
Source: the annotation of a GenBank genome assembly